Porites evermanni is the source of this 6053-nucleotide messenger RNA. Lineage: Eukaryota; Metazoa; Cnidaria; Anthozoa; Scleractinia; Poritidae. The record is from the annotation of a GenBank genome assembly.
ACUCGAUCGCCCGACAUCUUCAUAAGCAAAGAUCUUACUUCCAAGCCCUCAAACGCAGGUUUGUUUCAAACAUGAAUUCUCUAGUUUGGAUUUAAGACAUUCACAGUUAACUAUGUGGUGUGUAGCUUUUGUAAAGAGAGUCAUUUUCGUAUGUGUAAACUAACAUAUCCUUUCCAUACUCAGUGAUCAUGCUCAUAUUACAGGAUCAGUUACGUUCAUGCCGCUUGGUACAAGUUUUAAAAGCUAUAUAGUAUAACUUCCACCCAGCAUGAACAGAAAUGAUCCGUCGGACAAUGCGAGUUUGAUCACUGCGAUGAAAGGUCUUGAAAUGCCGGACAAUCCAGUUCAAACAAUCAUUGCAGGUUUCGCUUCGUUUCGCUUCGCUGUAUCCUUGUGGAUACAGGUUUGAUUUUUCUUCUUUCAAAGUUCUUAGUUUUAACCUUUCCUUAAGUAAUUGUAUUUCUAGCAUGAUUCCAAAAGCCUCUAAAAUAACCUGUCAUCACAAAGUCAACAUUUCUUUAUUACCAUGCCGCUAACUACAAAACUGUGCAUGUUAUCUUUCAUCAUUGGUUACCCUGCGAACAGUCUGCUUCGUGCUUCCUAGAUAUGUCGGGAAGAGCAAGGAGACUCUGUCGACUCUCAUUAAGUAUGCUUGAAAGUCAAAUGUAACCGAGCCUCUCAGCCUUGCUUUCCAACUAAUGACCGCGCGAGUUAUCAUUCCAAAAAAGUGCAAAUAACUUUUAAAAUUAAAAUCUUUAAUUCUCGCCGAGCAAAUUUAUAAAUUUGUCCUGCGUGCGGCAACGUGCACAACAAUCCCUAAGCAGGGCGCGAUCUUGCCUUGGUUAUAAAUAUUUCUAUCAGUUUAAGCGAAUGCAGUUACCUAGCAACAAGGCACCCUCCUGGUUGCUUUAGGGGCCGUGUAAUGUCUUUUACAAGGUCAAGAAAUGCUUUUAGUGAUAAAUUUCGAGGGUAGAAGUACCUUUUUCAGAAAACGACAUUGCCUUCAAAAUAACCGCGGAAAUCGAGGAAAGAAAACAUCAGUUUAUGCUUUGCGUCCUACUUCGAGUUGUAUCAGCUUUGUUGGGCAUAAUAAUGUGUCCUUUCAUUGCCAUGAAAUGAGUUUAUGGUGGUUUUUUACUGUCAAUAGCCUGGUUUUUUUCCUGAAAUAUACCUUUGAAUUCGUGUUUAAUACGGCUUGAUCAGCUUCAAAAGGCUUUUGCUGAUGGAAUUGCCAUGGAAAAGGCCUUAAAUUAAAGACUUUUCACCAGACUUACGUACUAAUCCUUAGUAGUGUAGUGGUAAGGAGAAGUUGCAUCAAGCUGAAGAUGCCGGGUUCAAAUCCUUCGUAGCACCUUUUCUUUCUUUCUUUUUGUUUUGUUUGCUUAUUUAUUUUGUGUUUUGUUUUAAUAUAUAAGUUGUGGUUCAAUUUUAUCCUUGGUUUAAUUUUUUUUUUUUAUUUCGUUAUCCUCCUGAUCGUAUUUUAAAUUAAUGUUAUGUACAAGAAAACACAAAAGAAAUAGACUGAGAAAUUAUUUCUUAAAUAUUUUUAUUCAAAAUCCAUCAGUUUCAUAAUAAAACACAGUUACAAGCACAUCGCGAAACACUUACUGGAUUGUGGAUCCGUUCAUGGAAAUAAAAUCAGCUAAGCACAUGGUUAAAUCCAAAGCAAAAUCCAUCUCAAAUCGGGGUGCAUCUUCUAAUUUUUCUAAAAACAGGACGAGCGCUUUGCCGUGGUUUACUAAACAUCGAAUCAAUAAUUUUCUCAAAAUCACUGUGUGAAAUCGAAGUGGCAGCCAUCUGUUUUGUUAUGGAGUGUGGGUUAGAAUACAAUACACAUGUGAGCACAGGUAAAACUGAUUUAUCUAGCAUGAAACUUGUCUGACUCAUCCAAAAUGUGGGAUGAACAGUAAAUCAAAGGACUUUGACGAUGUUGGAAGCGUCACUUCCUCUUUCCCAACUUUUCAAGGAAAGAUCAAAGUGAUCAACUCUGCUAGCAGGGUAAUCAUUGGUCAGUGGAACAUUAAAAUCAGCAAAGAAUCAAACUGCCAUUUCACACCAUUUUCCUCAUUUUGAUGUGGUGAUUUACAUUUGUAUGUAAAAAAACCAGCCCUUGAUAAUUGGAAAAUAGUUGCAAGAGCAUUAUUAUUUAAACUUGUGUGAAAAGGUGCCAAAUCCAGAUUGUGAUCAUUUGUGUCAUCAUGACUUGUGAUGUUUUGAAGAUUUUGAAGAGGAAGUAUUUUUUAACCAGAAUUUUGCAAAAUUUUGUUUUGACAGAACCCGGCAUGGUAAUGUGCCACCUCUCAGAUGACUAUUUUUCAGACCAAGCGAGUGGGAACUUGGACCAUUCUGUUAUAGCACAUUGAUUCCUAAAGUUUGUAUUGAAUUCAGGUGAUUUUAGAAGGUAAGUCAACCUGACUGGAGUUUUUCAUGAAGACUAAAAUGUUCAGAUGUUCAGGGCCUUGGUUAACAUAUAACAUGUGCUGUUUGUCUAGCUAUCAAUGACGUCAGUGUACAUUGUAGCUAAUUAAUGAAGUACAUUCUUUCUUCCAGAUGGACUAUUUUUUGCAUGCAUGCAUGUGGUCGUGAAGUGUCAUCAACGUUGGCUGUGAAAAGGUUAGUCUCCUUUGCAGCUGUUUUUAGGGUCAUCACGCAGAGCUAAGCUUAUUAAGUUUACUUACUUGUAACUUUUGAUAAGCUUACUUUCAUGAAAGCAUUCUUCGUUUUAGCAGUAUAGAGUAUCAUGUGUUACUGACACCUAAAUUACAUGUAAGUAGGCUUGUACACACUAAUCUAUUGAUUCCUCAUGCCUAUAAUUCAUAGUAAGUUCAUAUUACAUGUAUAUUAUUGCAUACAUGUAUUUCAAGAAGACUAAGGAAUUCUAUGAGGUCUGGGUGCCUUAACUAAAAUGCUUGGGAGCCCGAAGGGCUCCCUGAAAUUUUCCUUAGAGCACAGCCUUGGUAGUCAAGCCUUUGUUAAUAGUGGAUCUCACCCCCAAGUUUACACUUAGGUCCGUAGCCAAUAAUACUAACACUGCAAUUUCAAUAGGGAACCUUUUUACUGGAAAUCUCUCCCUCCUAAAUGAAGCUUUUUUGUGGUCCCUGCACCACUAAGAAACGCUUCAUUUUUAAUUGACCUUUGUGAAGACAUGGUUUUCUCUCCUAAGCCAACACUAACUAUUUGUGGACAGUGGGGGGCAGGUACUCCAGUUCAAGUGACAGGGAUGAUCUAAUGGGGGCAAAAGUCAAAGCCCAAAAAAAUCCUUGGACCAAAGUUUAAUUCCCCUAAAAAUCCCAUUCCGAUUUUGCGGGCCAUAAAAAUUUCUAGAGGAACUAAGCGGCCAUGAUACGCCGGAACUAUCACAAAUCUUCAGAUUGUUUUGAAUACCCCCAAAAAAUCCCUACUUAAAUGGAGCUACUCCAAAAAAUAUGUGCCAAAAUUUUCCUACCCAAACAAAAUCCCGAAAUCAAAAAUUUCAAACCCUACAAAAUCCUUCGAUCAUCCCUGUCACCUGAAAUCCGGAGAGCCCCCCACCUUCACGGGGUCAUGGACCCAGGCACUUAUAAACUCUUCAUAUUGACCUUUGUGAAGCAGAUACCUCAAUCUCCCAGGUGGACACUUUUUCUUGGUCACAGGAUUGACUCUAUAAAUAAACUGGCUGUGACAUUAACUUAUUUAUUGAUUAAUUUUUUCAGUUGUUAAGAAGUUUUCCAAUGUGGUUAUCUUAUAAAUUAUAUUUACACCGAAUCCACCAGGAAAUUGAGUAAUUUUAAUUUUCAGAGUACAAAAACCUUGUACCAGAAUAAUUCAAAGAAUAUUACAUUUUCCAGGGCUAAAGAUGUAAUUAGUCGUCUGUUGUAACACCAAAGAAAAUGCCUGAUGGGAACCCAGGAAAAUGAAUGUCAAAUUUCACUAAAUUACAUCUUACACAUGAAAUUUUCAGAAUUUUAUCUGUGUUUUCACAAUUCUUGUGAAAUUUGACAUUUAUUUUCUUGGACUGCCGUGAAAAAUUUUCUUUGGUGUUACUACUGAUGACUAAUUACUUCUUUAGCCCUUGGAAAAUGUAAAAGAGAAUGCAAGAUUCUUUAAAUUAUUAUUCUGGUACAAGGUGUUUGUUUACUGAAAAUUAAAGUUACUUAAUUUGCUGGUGGAUUCCGUCUUUACGCUUUUAAGGGAAAUCUCUAACCGAGACUCAAUGGCGCAGUAUCAAGACCUCAAAAGAAAAGGAGGUGCUCCUGACCAUCAGGCAGUAAUAGAAAAUGCCCGGCCUCCACCUCUGAGUAUUGAAGUACAUAAAAUAAGAGAUCUUCCAAACAAGUCAAAACCAUGGAGUGAUGUCCAGCUUCCUGUUGACAUUCUCUUAUUGACAGUGGAAGACUGUGAGUUCUUGGCUUGUUAUACAUACUUGACAAAUGCCUUUAAAAGUUAUCAUGUGAACCUUGGACAUGUGUACUUUGGGACAAUGGGUAAAAGUGGAGAGGAGUCACUGAAAGUUGCUUUGAUGAGAUGUUCUAAAGGUUCUUCUGGUCCAAGUGGUUCUUUAGUUACCGUCAAAAAUGCAGUGGUGCAACUGGGACCCAAAGCUGUGUUUUCUGUUGGCUGCUGCAUUGGAUUAAACCAGAAAGGCACCAACUUAGGAGAUGUGGUUGUAUCCUCUACACUAACGACUGAUGAAUUUACAGCCCCUGUGAGAAGGAAGAUUGCCAAUCUAAUCAGAUUUUCAACUGAAGGAUGGAAUCCACCAUUAAAAGAUCCAUCAGGUGGAGAACAAGUACUGGUACACCGUGACAGGGGCAUGUUGAGUGGUAUUAAUGAGCCAGCCAUUGCCAAACAAUGCCGUAAGUCAGAGUCUCAUAUGAUUGCUUCUGAAUGGGAAGGAGAAGGUAAGAUUUUGUAUAAAUCACUGAAUUUAUAACAGUUAAUGUUGGAUAUAUGCAGUGUCCAGAAAUUGAAUUUUACUAAGUUGCAUGUCCAUUGUACCACAGUUCAUCAUUAUGGCAAAAACAUGUUUGAACAUACCGUAUUUACAUAUAGCAGUGUUGGUAUUGUAGCCAUGUGUGACCAUGGCGUGUGACAUAAAACAGGCUGUCUUUCAGUAAUUACACAUAAUCUGAAAGAAUGUAACACAUAACAAUAUAUGUUGGUGUAAUUGACAAUGGAUAAGAACAGAACAUUAAUAUAUGUUAUGAACAACAAGGCUACAGAUUAAAAACAAUCGAUUCCAGUAUAAUAUGAAAGUCUACCCCAUAAAGCUCUAGAUCAUAUUUAUUUUCACACUGCCUACCAUUUCUGCAUGACCAUGGGUUUUUUUUUAUUGCGAGUAAAACACACACAAAAAAGAAAAAAAAUUACACAAAAUAAAUAUAUGGAAAAAAAAAAGAAAAAAACAAAUGGCGAACUUACAGACUUACAUGGCAAUACUUACAAAUAUUAAACUAGAUUACAGCAGUGCUAAUUCCAUAUAUUACUGUACUUAGUAUGAUCUGUAAUUAAUUUUACUUUUUUUUAGGCUUUCUUUGUAGUGACCAUGGGGUUGUUAUCAUGUCUACAAAUAAUUAAUUAAGAAAAGUUCAGUUCUUACUAUAGUGAACUUGUAUAUAAUGUCAAAGCAUUAAUUUCCGUGUUGAGAAACUAAGAAUAUUGAGUUAAAAUUCAGCUUUGUGUUUGUCAGGUUCAACCAUACACCUGAAAAAUCUCAUUUUGUGUGGUCUGUAUUAUAUUUUAUCUUUCCAUUUAUAGGACUGUUUGCUGCAGCCCAUGAUUUGAACCUUGAAUGGGUGAUUGUUAAAGUUUGUCAGGUUUCACCUGAAAAAUCUCAUUUUGUGUGGUCUGUAUUAUAUUUUAUCUUUCCAUUUAUAGGACUGUUUGCUGCAGCCCAUGAUUUGAACCUUGAAUGGGUGAUUGUUAAAGGGAUAUCACAUUUUUCUGAUGAUGGCAACACUCCUAAUGAGUCCUGGAAGUCAUUUGCGUCCAUCAUGGCAGCUUCUUUUGUGUCCAACAUGUUAAAUGAUCCAGUUGUUUUUAAAGAAUGGCCUCACUAUGAAGGUAUUUCACAU